AUGAGUAGAUCAACAAGAGACAUUGGAGGCAGACUGAAGAAGACGGGCGUGACUGAGAUCAAGCUCACCGGUAACUACAGCCGAGCAGACAUCGAACGAAUCGCUCAGCGGGACAGCAACACUCUCCAACGAUACGCCGCCAACGCAAGGAUAGAGGUCGUGCUCGACUACGGCAAUCAUCAGUAUCGAUCGGGCAAGUUCACCAAGGUAGGCGAGCCCAUCAUCAUGUUUGAUCCUCACGAGUAUGACGGAGCACCGAUCGCAGAGCCUGACACAUUUAAAUGGUUCUACAUCUACGUUCAUCAAGCAAAGGGCAAGGCAGGCGGCUGCGACGGCGAAUGGAACAACUGCCUCUACUACUGCCUCCACGACGCCUAUCCAGAGCAGGUCACAGAGCACUUUGGCAGGCCAUCACGACUCAAGAAGUUCCUCGACCUUGAUGUCGAUCAGAAGGUCUCUAUCAAGCGGAUCCCAGAACUCGAGGAGAGACUCAACAUCAAAAUCAACGUCAAAGGUGAUCACUGCUAUGCAUCCACCUCGAGGGCAACCAGAGAGGUCAACCUAAUACUAACAAAAGGACACUACAAACUAGACAAGGAAGGUACCUAUGCAGGCAAGGGCAUCAGAUACACUCGACACAACGAGAGGGACGUCUACAUCAAGCCAAUCGUUUUCAAGUACCUCAAGGGCGAACAGGUCCAGCUCUAUGAUGACGGCGAGUACAUGACCAUCAGCCUGGAACAUUUUAUCAACAAGAAGAGACGCAAGUACCAAGACAAGUGCGAGUACAUCCGCAUCCUCUCAGGAAUGACCCUGGAGGAGACAUUGGACUCGUUCAAGGCCGACGCCGACGCGCUCAAGGAAGGUACUAACGGUAUCAUCGACAUGUACACAACAGGACAGAACAUCAACAAGGCAGCGAUCAAACUGUUUAUAUCAUACAACAAGACAGUCAAGCCAGAGCCAAUCGAUCAGAAGGAGGGCGAGUGGAUAUCCAAGUCAACCUUUGGCGCAUUGAUGUUUUCCAUCCAGCAUACAGGAGGUCUCUACAUGUAUGACGUCUGCAAGAUGUAUGGUGCGAUCAUGAAGAGCGGCGGCUUCAUGAUCCCAAUCAAGUGUGGCGAGUUCCAACAACUGACCGACGAAGAGCUGAGCGCAAUGAAAUCAAUACCAUUCGGUAUCUAUCGCGCAACGAUCAACGGCAAGCACGGAGCAUUCAAGAUUAACAAGAAGGAUUACUACACUCACUACGACCUAAUCUUUGCUAAGGAGCUAGGACUGACAUUCAACUUGAAGACCGGCAACAAGGCCAACGCAUUGUUAUACGAUAGCACAUGCAGGAUCAAUGGCUCCAUUCUUUUUGGCAAGUACAUGGAUCAGGUGCUCGCCUGGAUCAAGGCAGGAGUCCCACGAUCAAAGGAACUCUAUCAACGACUCUGGGGCGCUCUCUCCAAGCGCAACAAGACCAAGCAGUGCGUCAAUAUGGAGUGCGAUGAAGAAGUGAUAGAGACCAGCGAUGGACAGAGAACGAUCAAGAACAUUGAUAUCAACGUCGACGAGGACUACUCAAUCGAUCACAUCACUCCAACAGCCAAUGGCAGCGCGAUGAUCAAGUCGGCCUGCAACACCGACAUGUUCGAUACGCCAUUCGCUCGGAUCAUGCCAUUCAUCAUCUCUCGUGGUCGCAAGAUGAUUGGAACGAUAAUAAAGGACGACAUUGACUGCAUCAAGCGCGUUCACACUGGAUUCGUCUCGACCAAACCAUGGACAGUCAAGACUGGCAAGAAAUCGCUCGACUACCCCAAGUUGGGCACCGAGUGUGGCGACCUGCGAUACGAGGGCUACUGUCCCGACGCAAUCGUCAAGAACAUGACCAAGCCAGUUGGAUCGUUCGCCAUUGGAAUAUGGCAAACAGAAGGCUGUUAA
Molecule: messenger RNA, 1926 nt
Organism: Acytostelium subglobosum LB1
Lineage: Eukaryota; Evosea; Eumycetozoa; Acytosteliales; Acytosteliaceae
Exons: 1
Coding region: 1-1926 (641 amino acids)
Source: RefSeq, a predicted model, not a curated record